Caenorhabditis auriculariae is the source of this 4495-nucleotide messenger RNA. The record is from the annotation of a GenBank genome assembly. NCBI's taxonomy places the organism in Eukaryota, Metazoa, Nematoda, Chromadorea, Rhabditida, Rhabditidae.
AUGCCGGCGACAUGCCGCAGCACCACUCGUAAUUGUUCAACUCUGCCUCGUCCCACUUCGAAACGAAUUAGUAUGAAAAAGUCGAACAUUCCUUAUUUGAAAAGACGUGAGUUUUACAUAUAUACUUAAUAUAAUCUAUAAAACUUUCGAAGUUUGAAAAAUAAAUCGCGGUUUUAGCAACUUCUGUACGCCAGUUGGAAGAUGGAGACUCAACUCCGCGAGCAUCCACCUUUGACGUUUCAGAAGGGACUUCGCGACAGGCCGAUCUACGAUCAGAGCCCGUAUCUAUGACUUCUUCUAUUGUUGAAAAGUUUGAUUUGGCGUUUAGAUUUGAUUUAUUUAUGAGUUUAUUUCAGUUGCGGUUCGGAAAGUGCUUCACCAACAGAGGCGCGAGACAUUGUUUCCGAUAUGAAUACCCGGUGUAGGAUCGGAGCUAAAUCCACUGUUUUGAAAGCUAAAAGAAUAAGAUUCUAUCGGAACGGAGACCAAUAUUACAAGGUUUGACUAAUAUGUCUUUUUUUAAAAAUCUUUUAAGGGAAUGUGGUACGCGUUGCGUUGCGACAGAGUGAAGACCAUGCAGCCCUUAAUGGAAGAUCUGAACAAGGUCAGUUUUUUCUUCGAUUUUUCGACCUUUGUAAAUUAACUUCUAUCUCCAGGCUAUGUGCGACUCGACGAUAUUAACUCACGGUAUCAGACAUAUUUUCACGAUUGAUGGCUCUACUCGUAUCACUGAUAUCGACCAAUUUGAAGACAACUGUUCUUAUGUCUGUUCCAGGUUAGUUUUUUUUUUGCUCAAGCAUGGUUGAAAUCAAUUUUCAGUACGGACACUUUCAAGAACAUGGACUACGCGAAAGCUCAAGAGCCGUCGUGGCGAUUCACGCUCACGAGCACUUUUAACCGUUAUCGGGACUCUUCGAUGGCUCUGAACUCUCUUGGCCAAGCUAAUGUAGAACCGAAAAAAGCUGAUUGGUUUUUUAAAAGUUCAAAUUCAGGAACGCACCGAUUUUGUUUUUCCACGCAUAAUAACUAUUAUUCGAAAUGGAGUGAAGCCGCGACGUGUGGUACGGCAUCUUUUGAAUAAAAAAACAGCAAGGUAAAUCCAAUGCUUUCAUUUUAUUUUGCAUGUGUCAUAACUACUAUUUCCAGAUCUUUUGAUCAAGUUUUGACUGACCUUACCGAUUCGGUCAAACUGGAUAGCGGAGCGAUUCGGAAGCUUUUUGGUAUAAGUGGAAGACAGGUUUUUUGGGGUUUUUUCUUUUUCUCGAACAGGUUUUUUUUAGGUUCUAUCACUGGAAGAUUUUUUUCGCGAAGACGACGUUUUCAUCGCGUACGGAAACGAAAGAACCGCCGCAGACGACUUUUUGGUCGUUUCUGAAGGUUUUUUUUUACUCUCUUAUCUUGAGCCCCUUUUGACUUAUUGUGGAAAAUCUGAACGGCUUGAGGUGAAUAUCACUUCAACUUUUCUUCUUUCAGAGUGCAAGAGGGUUCCUGCUCGUUAUGGACGCAAGCAGAGGUUUUUGCAGAUUAUUAUGCGAGACUUAAUUUUUCGACUUCCAGAAAAAGCUUCCAACAAAGGCACAUGCCUUUGAGAAAUGAAAGUCUGCGUUUGGAUAGAUCUGGCAGUGUUGUUCCUGAUGAACAAGGUGUGGUUUUUGGUGUUUCAAGGAGAUUCCGAAUUCAUCGUGAGUAAAACGUUCAGCGAGACAUUUGCCGCCUUCUCUCGAAGAAUUGUUCGACGUUGAGCGACUGAUUGGCGACGGAAACACUGCCCUUGUUUACGAAGUCAUUGAUAAGUGAGUCAUUUUCUUCCUUCUUUGUUUCUUCUCGGUAACGAGGGCUUUCGAGACUCUUUUCGGCACUAUCAAAGUUUAUUUUCAUCUUGAAAGUAUAUUUGUUCAUUUUUCAUCGCAAAUUCUUCUUCACAGUCGACUGAAAAGGUGUAUUGAAAUUCAUGAAAAAAAAACGAACUUGAACAGCACUAGCAAGAACUUUUUUUCUACCUGUUUUUUUAUGACAUCAGUUGAAAGUUUUUUUAGGAAAUGUGAAACAAAUUCUUGAAAAAUAAAACUUUUAUCUGCGGGAAAAGAGUAAAAAUAAAGUUUGAAAAAAAUCUUUUUGCAUUAUUAUUUGGAAAUCACGAUUGAAAGAAAAAGGGAGAGAUAAUUCUUUUAAAUGCAUUCGACGCUCUUUUAAACCUUCAAAAAUGCUUGAAAUAAUAACUUUUUCUAAAAAUCAGCUUCCUUUAAGUUAAUUUUUUUCGUUAAAUUUGUUCAUUUUUUUCGAAAUCAAAUAUUUGAAGGAGAUUCAACGAUAGAAGAGCCUUGAAAGUGAUAGCCCGUGAGAACGCCUACGGAAAGGAAGCUCUGAUCGAGAGCGAACUGCGAAUCCUGCAGAAAAUCAGCAACGACUUCAUCGUUCAAAUGUUCGAGUACUGGCCCAUCAACGGCAGUUUUUACAUGUCGCUCGAGCUCAUCAGGGUUCGACUUAUUUCCAAAUCUUAUUUCAGAAGAAAAACGUUUGUUAAAGUGUUCGAAAAUAUUCAAAGGACAAAAAAACAACAGUAGGCAGAUCGUUUUUGAAAUAAAAAAAUAAUAUUUAGAAAAAAAUUCCCUCAGCGGUAUUUUUUUCUCUGUGUUUAAUAAGCAUUUUUUUACAGGAUGGGGAUUUGUUUGAACACUUACGACAAGUCGGCAGAAUCGAGGAGAGACAGGCGGCCAGGAUGAUCGCCUGUGUAGCGGAGGCUCUCAGGUUUUAUUUAUAUAUCACUGAUGUAUACUAUAAAUAUUUUUUUCUUUGUCUGUUAUUGUAUGAGUUAUUCCUUCUUUAGAAAUAAUUAGAAUUUCCUACUUUUUCUGUGGGGAAAAAAAUCUUUCAACAUUUCUGAUAAUUUUUUUACCGUUCAAAAUUCUUGGGUAAAUAUUUAGUUUCAUGUUUUAUGUGUUCAGAUAUCUGCACGAAUGUCGUAUAGUACACAGAGACGUGAAACCAGAAAACUUGUUGGUAUGUGUUUUUUUUUUCUAGUUUGUAAUGAUAAACGCCAAUUCUUGAGCUUCUGCAAGACGAACAUGGAGAAUUGGCCUUGAAGUUGGCCGAUUUCGGUCUGGCUUGCGAGCUUCAGGACGACACUCCCCUCACUGCCAUUUGUGGUACUCCGACCUACGUCGCUCCGGAAGUUCUCACCGAACGAGGGUAAAUUGCCCUUCCAUAGAGUGUGCGGCUUUCGGGACAUGAUCGAUCUGAAAGAAAAGUUCUUCUCAACGGACGAUGCAGCCUCUCCACUUUAUCGAUCGGUGAUUCAGAUACAACGAGAAGGUGGACACCUGGGCGACUGGGAUCAUUCUCUACGUGAUUCUCUGCGGCUUCCCUCCCUUCCAAAGGUUUAUCAUUUUUUGGCUGGAAUGUCUUUGUGAAGUGUGAAUAUUCAGUAUGGAGGGCGAAAAUUCUCAGGCCGAACUUUUCCGACAAAUCGCCACCGGAGAUUUCUCGUUUCCAUCGCCGGCCUGGGAUGGAGUAAGAUCAUUUUUCACGAAAUUUUUUUCUAAAAUUCAAACUUUAACUUUUAUUUCACAAUUUUUCAGUUUGGACAGGCUCAUGUUUUUUUUGCUCAUGAGAGAAUUCAAAUAUGUCUACAAGCUUUAAUUUGAAAUAAGGAGUGUUUCGCACUUUAUUCUCGGUAUCAGGAACGGUUUCAAUAAUUUUCACAAAACAUUAAUGAAACAUAAGUUGAAGGUAUGAAAUAAAAGCGAACGAAAUUUUUAACGGCGACUUUUUCGAUUUUUUCAUAUCGCUAGGGAACUUUCCGACGAAUCCCUUUUCAACUUUUUCCUUUAUUUUUUUCGGUUUAUAGAACAUCUAUUAACAUUUUUUUUUCCUAUUUUUUUGUGUUUAAAUCGUGAAUCAACUACCUACUUUGUAUCAGAAGAUUCAAAACGAAGAGUUUAUCGAAAAAAGAAGUCGGAAAAUUAUUCUUCAGGAACUUCUCCGUCGGAAAAUUCCCUAACGAUAUGAAAAGUCGCCGUUCGAAAAUUCGCUACUUUUUUUUCAUGCCACCCAUAAUUUACUUGUUCCGAUUUUUUUUUCCUGCACUAUGCUUUAGGUCUCCUGGGCCGUACGCCACUUGAUAAUCUGUCUGGUGACCGUUGAUCCAGAGGAAAGAUUCAGCGCUCAAAACGUCUUGGAGAACGAGUGGAUUAAGGUGAUCUUAUCUUUCCUUCGAAGAACAUUCUAAAAAUUCCGGAAAGAGCACAUUGAAACUUUUUCUCGUUUCAGCAGUUCGGCGAGGUUGAGCAAGAGUACGAAACCUGGGCUCAGUUCACAGUCCAGUCCCACGUUCCCAAUGAAGACGUUUAUUAUUUUUUUUGUAAAUUUGACGGAAUUAUGAAGUUUGCAGGUCGAGGAGACGGACUACGAAUACUUCAUGUCGAGAAGAACUUCGAUGGAUGAACUCAGUGAGAGUGGCCGCGAAGAAUUCGUCUUCCAACGCAGCUACAGCUAG